Rhagoletis zephyria (snowberry fruit fly) is the source of this 1003-nucleotide messenger RNA. The record is from RefSeq and is a predicted model, not a curated record. NCBI's taxonomy places the organism in Eukaryota, Metazoa, Arthropoda, Insecta, Diptera, Tephritidae.
AUGGCACAGAAGACAAAACGUCGCACUGUGGUGCAAAAUGAGGCGAGCAGAGGGCAAAGUCUGACGGACAAAGAUCUAAUCGAGAUGGAGGAGAAGGACGAACUGCAGCUGGACACCGUGGAAACGCACGAAAAGGACGUCCACGGCGUGGACAGUAGUGAGCUGGUCUACUCGUACAAGUGGAGUGAAAUCGUCUGGCGGAAUGUCAUCCUUCUCGGCGGGCUGCACAUCGCCGCCGUCUACGCCUGGUUCCUCUUCAUGAUCGACGACAGCAUCAAGUGGCAGACCAGCGUGGCCACCUUUGUCUUUGGUCUCUUCUCCUCGUCGCUCGGCAUCACCGCCGGGGCACACAGAUUGUGGAGUCACAGAGCCUACAAGGCUAAAUGGCCGCUAAGACUUCUUCUUGCAUUUGCCAACACCAUGGCUCUGCAAAAUGACAUCUACGAGUGGUGUCGUGAUCAUCGAGUGCACCACAAAUUUUCAGAGUCCAAUGCCGACCCGCACAACUCUCGACGAGGGUUCUUCUUUGCUCAUAUGGGAUGGCUUCUACUGAAAAAGCACCCCGAUGUACGGGAAAAAGGUCAAAAGAUUGACCUCUCCGAUCUGUGGGCUGACCCGAUAGUUCGUUUUCAGCGACGUUUCUACAUUCCACUGAUCAUCCUCAUCUGGGGCUUCAUUCCCACUUUCAUUCCGUACUACUUGUGGGGCGAGAAGCCAAUUUACGCCUUCCUUGGCUGCGUUUGCUUCCGCUACGUCUACGUCCUUCACUGUACUUGGCUGGUAAACAGCGCCGCCCACCUGUCCGGUCACCGGCCAUACAACAAGAACAUUGAACCGCGGGAAAACAACUCCGUUGUGUACCUUGCUUUUGGAGAGGGCUACCACAACUACCACCACACCUUUCCCUGGGACUACUCCGCCUCAGAGCACGGCUUUCGCUACAACUUCAACAUCACCACUCUGCUGAUUGACUUCUUCGAGGUGAUCGGCCUGGCAUACGACC